Messenger RNA from Elaeis guineensis (African oil palm), 1088 nucleotides. RefSeq names its product germin-like protein 9-3. Lineage: Eukaryota; Viridiplantae; Streptophyta; Magnoliopsida; Arecales; Arecaceae. Gene Ontology annotation, molecular function: manganese ion binding. The record is from RefSeq and is a predicted model, not a curated record.
GUCAGUACUAACAAACAUACACUAUAGUUCAAGGAGGCCUUCUAAAUAAGAACAGUUUGAAUCAGUACCCCAACAAGGCAAACCAGAAAAUUACAAAUAUCGAAAACAUUACAUAGAAUGCCUGGUUGUGAGCUAUGGAAUGUGUCAAACUAUAGCAAUAGACAAGCAUUCCUUCUAGGCCGGCAUGCAGAUCUUGUAUUAAACAAUGCAUGUCGAGUCCAUUCCUUUGAAAAUUUCUUCCUUUCAGUGCUUCUACAUGCCUAUUUAUACCCCACCUUACUCCUUAGCCAUGCAUCCAGAAGAAGCACCAGACACCAAGAAAAAAUGGCUUCUAAUGCAUGGCUAACUCUUGCCAUAGUUCUCGCAACCCUGCUCGGCACACAUGCUGCAGACCCUGACAUCACAUCAGAUUUCAUAGUUCCUGAUGGAGUCACUCCAGAUGCCGACUUCUUCACCUUCAAAGAGCUCAAACAGUCCUUGAGGGGUGCUCCCAAUGAUGCACCAUUUAAGGUGAGCAAGGCGAGCCAGUUGGAGUUCCCAGCACUCAUGGGGCAGAGCGUCUCGUAUGCUGUGCUCCAGUUUGCAGCUGGGGGCAUCAAUCCACCCCACAUCCACCCUCGCUCGGCAGAGCUGCUCCUUGUCGUGCAAGGAUGGCUCCAAGUUGGGCUUGUGGACUCCAAUAGCACGCUCUUCGCUCAGACGCUUCAGACUGGUGACAUGUUUGUGUUCCCCAAGGGCCUGGUGCACUUCCAAGCGAACAAAGACCCCAGAUACCCAGCUGUUGCCUUGUCAGCAUUCGGCAGUGCUAAUGCCGGCACAGUGCCCCUUCCGAAGACCUUGUUUGGCAGUGGCAUUGACGAAGAUGUGUUGGCCAAGUCCUUCAAGACUGAUGCUCAGACCAUUGACAAGCUUGUAUCAGCUGCCAUGGGUUAAUUCACUGUGGCAUCUGAAAUUGCUGGUGUUGAUGUCUUGUUGUCUUGGGUUUGUUCAUUGUUUGCAAAAUCUUGAUUAGCUGCUCAUUCUUCAUUUCUAGAGUUAUCUGACAUGGAGAAUGUAAACUUUCAAAUUAAUAUGAUUCCUUUCCUUCU